Phalaenopsis equestris is the source of this 958-nucleotide messenger RNA. Its product is annotated as AP2/ERF and B3 domain-containing transcription factor At1g50680-like. Gene Ontology annotation, molecular function: DNA-binding transcription factor activity; DNA binding. NCBI's taxonomy places the organism in Eukaryota, Viridiplantae, Streptophyta, Magnoliopsida, Asparagales, Orchidaceae. Gene Ontology annotation, biological process: regulation of DNA-templated transcription. The record is from RefSeq and is a predicted model, not a curated record. The transcript is spliced from 3 exons. The coding region runs from base 180 to 878 and encodes 232 amino acids.
CAUACCAGCAACCAUUUUAAUCUGAGCUUCUUUCUCACCGAUAUUUCCCCUUAGAUCUAUUUCUUCAUCUUUCGAGCCCAGAAUUUGGCUGGCUUUUCCUCUUUUUCUCCCACAUUUUGGAGUGCACUGCACAGAAUAUAAUUCAUCUCAUUUCUCCGUCCAAAUCCUCAACACCGACAAUGAGUUCUCCUUUGAGAAAUGAGAUAAUUGUGAUGAAUCCCCCUCGACAACUACCUGUGGAGGGCGAGCCGUCAACGAUUUCAUCGACGCAGACAAGACAACGAGUAAAUGCACCGCCACUGUGGUAUCUAGGUGUAGUUCCCCAGGAAAAUGGCUAUUGGGUUGCUCAAAUCUUAUCUAUUAACCGUCUUAUAUCACUAGGAACGUUCAAUUCUGAAGUAGCUGCGGCGCGAGCUUACGAUAGUGCGGCCAUAACACAGUACGGCGAUGAUUUCUUCCGUAAUUUUUUAUUAACGAGUGUUACUAUUCAUGAACCCUCUUUUCAAAGCAAUUACUCCGAUGAAACCAUUGUUGAAAUGAUUAGGGAUGACUCUUACGAACUCAGGUUGAUCCAUUUUGUUUCGGAUCACAUUCGUAACUACCGCUACCGUGGCCCUAUAGAAAUGCCUACUUGCCUGGACGCCAUCCAAGAAGUCUUUUAUAAAAAAAUGUUUCAAAAAGAGCUGACCUUGAGUGAUCUUGAGCAUCAAAACGUAUUGAUUUUACCCAUUGAUGCUCGACCCUUCUUUCCUCAAAUAAGGUCCAAUAGAGUCCAAUUUUGGCUUGAGUUUAAAGAUAGAAUGAAUCGGACAUGGGCAUUUCAAUACUUUUACUGGACUCAUUUUCAGAGAUCUAUACUUACUAGGGGUUGGAGCUAGUUUGUAAGUGAGAUGGAGCUUCGUGUUGACGACAUUGUCGUCUUUUAUCAAUGUUGGGACGGAGAACGCUUCCUGAAAAU